AUGCCUAUAAGACCCGAGUUUGAGCAAGAAUUGGCCCACGUUUUAUUAAUCGAAUUAUUAUCUUUUCAACUUGCUUCUCCUGUUAGAUGGAUAGAAACUCAAGAUGUCUUUUUGCAAAACCUUGGGAGCGAAAGGAUUAUCGAGAUCGGUCCUUCUUCGAUUUUAACCAAUAUGACCAAAAGAACUAUUGCAAAUAAAUAUGAGUCCUUUGAUGCCGCUUCCGUUCUAAAGAGAGAAGUAUUGUGCCAUUCUGUCGAUUAUGACGCUAUUUAUUAUAAUGAUGAGCCAUUGUUAAAAAGUGAAGAAAUGUUAAGGGAGCACGGUGAUCACGCAACUGCUUUAGUGAAACCUACUGCUCCUGCCAGUCCUGCUCCUUCCGCUGGUACGAAUAAAUCUGUUGCUCAACCAAUAUUUGAUGUUCCAGUUGAACCCAAAUUCAUUGUACAUACAUUAGUUGCUCAGAAGUUGAAGAAACCAUUGAAUCAAAUUUCUAUGCUAUGUUGUAUUAAAGAUCUAGUUGGAGGCAAAUCCACCAUUCAGAAUGAAAUUUUAGGUGAUUUAUCUUGUGAGUUUGGAAAUAUCCCUGAAAGAUUAGAAGAUAUUCCUUUAAACGAGGUGGCAGAAUACAUCAAAGAAAACAAUGCACCCAGCAAUAAAUUAGGAGUCAAAACUUCAUCUUUAAUUUCUAGAUUGGUUUCCUCUAAAAUGUCUGGUGGAUUUAGUAUAACUGUAAUUAGAAAAUAUUUAUCUACAAGAUGGGGGUUCUCUACGGGAAGACAAGAUUCUGUUUUAUUGACAGCCUUGACUAAUGAACCUAAAAUUCGAUUGAGUGUAGAGAAGGAUGCCAAACUGUUUUGGGAUGAUAUGGUUAAACAUUAUGCUUCAGCUUCAGGGAUUAAAUUAGAUAACAUAAUCAUUGCCGCUGAGCCUUCUGGUGGAAGCAGUUCAUGCACUAUAGAUGUAGCUACACUAGAAAAUUUAUUUAUGGACCAAAAGCAAUUAACACAAAGACAAUUAGCCCUUUUGGCAAAUUAUUUAAAACUUGAUUUGAAAAUUGCUGAUAAGGAACUGUUGAAAAAUAAGGAAUCCUUCGAACAGGUGCAGGCACAUUUGGAUUGUUUAACUGAAGAGUUUGGCGAGUAUUUCCUCAAGGGUGUAUCACCGUACUUUUCAAGAAAAAAGGCCAGAAAAUUUGAUUCCUCUUGGAAUUGGGCCAAACAGGACCUAUUAGCCUUAUAUUUCAAGGUUAUUCACCAUGGACUGGGAGCUUUUAACGAGGAAUUGGUAAAUGAUACCAUAAACUUUAUAAAUAAGUCUAAUGCCUUUACAUUAAAAAUUAUGGAGUACCUUUAUUACAACAUUGAUGACAAAAGGGGUAAAAACUACGGCUAUGCAAAAAGUUUUAUUUCCAAAUUACUUGAAAAGUGCAGAAUUCAUUGUAACUUGAGCCCUGUUUUUAAAAGUGUCACAUUGUUUACUGAUCCAAAUACCUUUGUUGAUGCCAAUGGGAAUAUUAUUUACAAAGAAAUUCGAAGAAAUGUAAUUGAACUAUUUCCCCAAGAUUUGGAAACCACAAUUGCUACUUUUAAAGCUGAUUCUGAAGUUAUUGAAUCACCGGGGAAAAUGAAUAGAAUCCAUAGAAUCAUUGAAAUGGAGGCUAGUAGACAAAUGUUUCUUGAAGAAAAUAAAGACCCAGAACCCAUUUUUGACUUUGAUAAUGAUUUUUUGUGUGUAGAUUUUAUCAAUAGCGUAUGCGAGUCACCAAUUGAAACACUCGUUGAUUCAGCAUUGUCCUCAUCUAUUCCAUUAAAACAAAAUUCCUUUUUUAGCUUAAAAAGAAAGGACAAGUCUGGUGAAUGGUUAAAUGAUAACGACUUGACCAUUUUGUAUUUCGAUGCUCUACAAAAAGCCCUUGCAGAAGGUGUAACUUUUGAUAAUAAAUAUGUUUUAAUCACUGGGGCCAGCGUUGAUUCUAUCGGAACAUAUAUUUUGCAAGGUUUGUUACAAGGAGGCGCUAAAGUGAUUGCCACCACCUAUUCCUUUGACAGGAAAAAAACUAAGUACUUCCAAUCUUUAUAUACAAAAUGGGGAUCAAAAGGAUCAGCCCUGGUUUUAGUUCCGUUCAAUCAGGGUUCCAAGCAGGAUUGUGAAAAUUUAAUUAAAUAUAUCUAUGAUGAUGUGAAGAAGGGUGGAUUGGGCUGGGAUUUAGAUGUCAUUAUUCCAUUUGCAGCUAUUUCAGAAACUAAUGUUGAACUAGAGAAUAUUAAUUCAAAAUCUGAAUUUGCUCACAGAAUAAUGAUGACAAAUAUUUUAAGAAUGCUGGGCUGCAUUAAAAGAGAAAAAAGAUCAAGAAAUGUUGAUACUAGACCUGCUCAAGUUAUUUUGCCCCUAUCAUCUAAUUGUGAUACGCUUGGUGGCAAUGGUUUAUGUUCUGAAUCAAAACUGGCAUUAGAGGCUCUUUUCUCCAAAUGGCAUACUGAAAAUUGGUCAUCUGAACUGAGCAUCUGUGGCGCUAUUAUUGGUUGGACACGGGAUGCUGAUUCUACAUCUCCAAAUAAUAUUAUUGCAGAGGGUCUUGAAAAUAGAGGUAUAGCUACUUAUUCCCAGGUAGAAAUGGCAUUUAACUUACUGGGAUUAUUAGCGCCAGAUAUUGCGUUGGCGUGUCAAAAUUAUCCUAUUGUGGCUGAUUUAACCUCCGGUUUGCAAAACAUCAAUAAUUUAAAGGAGGUAACUACUCAACUUCAUUCUGAUUUGUAUGAAAUUUCGAGUAUUAGAAAGGCCAUUUCAGAGGAAACUUUUAUUGAAAAAAGGGUCACCACGGGUAAGGAGAUUGACACUUGCCAUCCCAACUUUGAAGUUUCCCCUAAAUCUAACAUAAAUUUGGGUUUCCCAGCUUUGAAAUCUUACAAUGAAAUCAAAAAGUUGUCACCACACUUAGAGGGCUUAUUAAAUUUGAAUAAAGUAGUUGUAAUUACUGGAUUCGCUGAAGUUGGUCCAUGGGGGUCAUCUAGGACUAGGUGGGAAAUGGAAGCCUAUGGAAAGUUUUCCUUGGAAGGCUGUAUUGAGAUGGCUUGGAUGAUGGGAUUAAUCAAAUAUUUUAGUGGUAAUAUAGAGGGAGUUCCCUAUACAGGCUGGGUAGAUUCUAAAAGCAACGAACCAGUAAAAGACAAUGAUGUUAAAAGUAAAUAUGAAGCCCAUAUUUUAGACCAUACAGGGAUAAGGCUAAUUGAACCAGAAUUAUGCAAUGGAUAUGAUCCAAAUAAGAAACAUUUAAUCCAAGAAGUCGUUGUCCAACAUAACCUAGAACCAUUUGAAACUUCAAAAGAGGCUGCUUUGCAAUUUAAGCAAGAACAUGGCGAUAAGGUGGAUAUAUUUGAAAUUCAAGAAACUGGUGAAUAUAGUGUUAGGCUUUUGAAGGGCUCCGUUUUGUAUAUUCCCAAGGCCUUGAAAUUUGAUCGUUUAGUCAGUGGUCAAGUUCCAACUGGCUGGGAUCCAAAAACGUAUGGUAUUUCUGAGGAUAUAAUUUCACAAGUUGAUAAAGUCACUUUGUUUGUUUUGGUGUCUGUUGCAGAAACUUUUAUUUCAUCUGGUAUUACUGAUCCAUAUGAAGUUUAUAAAUAUGUGCAUGUGUCUGAGGUUGGAAAUUGCUCUGGAUCUUGUCUGGGUGGCGACUGGGCCUUGCAUCGUAUGUAUAAGGAUCGUUUUAAAGACGAAUCCUUUCAAAAUGACAUUUUGCAGGAAUCUUUUAUCAAUACAAUGUCUGCAUGGGUCAAUAUGCUUUUAAUAUCUUCAUCGGGUCCUAUUAAAACUCCUGUUGGCGCAUGUGCUACCGCUGUAGAAUCUUUGGAUAUUGGACAUGAAACUAUUUUAUCAGGUAAGGCUAAAAUUUGUAUUGUUGGUGGCUACGAGGGCUUUAUAGAGGAAAGUUCCUUUGAGUUCGGUAAAAUGAAGGCUACUUCGAAUUCUAUUGAUGAAUUUGAAUGUGGGCGAAGUCCAGCUGAAAUGUCUAGGCCAGCCACUUCCACACGUAAUGGGUUCGUUGAGUCAGAUGGUUCUGGUAUCCAAUUGCUUAUGACUGCUGAACUAGCACUGAGUAUGGGCGUUCCAAUUUACGGUAUUUUGGCUUUUACUGCCACUGCUUCAGACAAAAUUGGUAAGUCUGUACCUGCGCCUGGGAAAGGUAUUUUAACUACUUCUAAGGAGCAUAACUCAAUUUUUAUGCCCAAAAUCACCAAUAUAAAAUACAGGAAAAGUCAACUGAAGUCGAUAAAAGAGCAAGCAAAAUUGUGGGCCAUUGCUGAAAUCGAGGCUUUGAGUGACGAGGUACUUUUCGUUCCAGAAGUUCAAAGGACCCAAUAUGUUGUAGAAAGAAUUGCUGAAAUUGAAAACCAGGUUGAUUACCAAAUUAAAUGUGCUCAAGAUCAAUGGGGUAAUGAAUUCUACAAAAAUAAUCCAUGCAUUGCCCCAAUAAGAGGUGCUUUAGCUGUUUAUGACUUAAGCGUUGAUGAUAUUGAUGUUGCAUCUUUUCACGGUACAUCUACAAAAGCUAAUGAUACUAACGAAUCAGCUACUGUUAAUUCAAUGAUGGAACACCUAGGAAGAAGUGAGGGCAACCCUGUUAUUGGCGUUUUUCAAAAAUAUUUGACUGGUCAUCCAAAGGGUGCCGCUGGUGCUUGGAUGACAAAUGGUGCUCUUCAAAUUUUAAAUAGCGGAAUUAUUCCAGGAAAUCGUAAUGCCGAUAAUAUUGAUUCAGCUAUGGAACAAUACAAGUAUGUAGCUUAUCCCUCCCAUAGCAUUAAAACUGAUGGCGUGAAGGCGGUUUCUAUUACAUGCUUUGGAUUUGGCCAAAAGGGUGCACAAGCUAUUGUUAUAAACCCAGAUUAUUUAUAUGCUUCAGUUACUGAACAUUUAUAUGAGGACUACAAAACCAAAUUAAAAAAAAGAGAAAGAGUAGCUCAGCAGUACUUCAGCAAGGGAAUGAUCAAUAACAGCUUGUUUGUUGCCAAAGAGAAAGCUCCAUACCCAGAUACUUUACAAGAAAAAGUGUAUUUGAAUCCGUUAGCUCGUGUGACAUUAAAUGAAGAUAAUGAGUUAAUUUUUGAAGAACAAACUGUUGGAAACGAUCAAGAUUAUGAUAGUAAAAAUGCAAGUCAAACUACUAAAAUGGUAUCUGACUUGAUUAAUGCAACUAAGGGUCAGUAUCAUAAACCAUUUGAAGUUUAUAUUGAAUUGGUUAAUAAGGAUUUAGAUAUUUUUAAUGAUCUAAAUUUACUUUUGACUGAAUUUACUACAGAAGAGAUUAACUAUUGCAAGAAACAACCAGAUCAAAGAGCAUCUUUUGCGGGUACAAAAGCUGCUAAAAUGGCAAUAAUGAAGAAGUUAAAUAUUCAAUGCAAUAAAGAGUAUUUAAAACAAAUUGAAAUAGAUAGAGGCUUGGAUCUUACACCUAAAGUAAAACUCUAUAGCUAUAUCAAGGACAUGGUGACUAAAAUGGGAAUCAGUAGCAUCAAUGUGUCAAUUAUAAAUAAGGAGCUACAGGCUAUAGCUUUUAUUAGUUAUUGA
This is a messenger RNA of Saccharomycodes ludwigii, 5562 nucleotides long. RefSeq lists its product as uncharacterized. NCBI's taxonomy places the organism in Eukaryota, Fungi, Ascomycota, Saccharomycetes, Saccharomycodales, Saccharomycodaceae. The coding region runs from base 1 to 5562 and encodes 1853 amino acids. The transcript has a single exon. Gene Ontology annotation, cellular component: fatty acid synthase complex. The record is from RefSeq and is a predicted model, not a curated record. Gene Ontology annotation, biological process: long-chain fatty acid biosynthetic process. Gene Ontology annotation, molecular function: fatty acid synthase activity; 3-oxoacyl-[acyl-carrier-protein] synthase activity; magnesium ion binding.